AUACAACUCUAGAGCUCGUUGGAACUCCACCAAAGAUGAAACUCAGUUUCUUCAUUCUUGGUGUGACUGCUCUAGCAUGCCUGCAGUUUUCUUUGUCAAAGAGUGCGGUCUGCAAUGGUAGAAGCAAAUGCUCGUCGUGUCAAUGCCCUGCUGUAGAAAAAUGCGGAAAUCAAAUCUUUUCUGAGGACGAGCCAUGUCGAUUUUCUGACCAGCAGGUGUCUUCAUGCAUGAACUGCAAGUGGGUGUUAUCUGUUGUUGGCAACAAGCGAGUCAGGCUUACGUUCUCACAAUUUUUUCUUGGAUCUGGAGACAAAGUCCAUAUUUAUAAUGGUAAUUCGAAGAAGUCUCCACUCAUUGUUAGCUAUAGAGAAGGCGACAGUCCAACAGAUGUUGUGUCAUCCGGGAGUUCGAUGACGGUAAAUGUUAUUACAGAUCGUUGUGGGCAGAAUCCUUUGAUAAACGCAUCUUUUAAAGCUAUUGAUUGUGGAAAUCUGUUUUAUAUGAAACCAGGAAGAGGAAAAUCAGAGCAGAUUCAGUCUCCUAACUUUCCACAAAAGUAUCCAAACAAAUUAAACUGCAUAUGGAUGUUUAUCAGCAGUAGCCAUUCACUACUAUCAGCACGUGUCAACAUUGAGGUUGUCGGUACGGCAGGAUCACGAGACAAACUGAUCAUUCAGAAAUCUCUGGAAGUGUCUAGAUCGGACAGUCAAGUACAUGAGUACUAUGGAAAAACUAAAAGAAGAAAGGCAUUAACAUUUAGAAACACACCUGGAUUUACAAUCAAAUUUGUUUCUGAUCGAGGAAACCGAGGGAAAGGAUUUUUACUGAAUGUUGUUGCUCUUGCACAAGUUUUGUGCAGGUUUUCAUUGUCCUAUCCCAAAAAGUUUUAA
Molecule: messenger RNA, 890 nt
Organism: Corticium candelabrum
Lineage: Eukaryota; Metazoa; Porifera; Homoscleromorpha; Homosclerophorida; Plakinidae
Product: cubilin-like
Exons: 4
Coding region: 36-890 (284 amino acids)
Molecular function (GO): serine-type endopeptidase activity
Source: RefSeq, a predicted model, not a curated record